Messenger RNA from Cydia fagiglandana, 806 nucleotides. RefSeq lists its product as uncharacterized. Bases 24 to 683 code for a protein of 219 amino acids. Lineage: Eukaryota; Metazoa; Arthropoda; Insecta; Lepidoptera; Tortricidae. The transcript is spliced from 4 exons. The record is from RefSeq and is a predicted model, not a curated record.
UCAAUUCUGAUACAGGCUUGAAGAUGAACACUAUCGUGUUUGGGUUGAUUUUUAUUUGUUCUUUAAAACAAAUUUGGUGUUUCAAGCUAGCACAUGCGGAGAGAUACAAGAGGGAUGCGGACGAAGGGGUAACUGAAUUUCCCUUUGCACAAGCUAAGGUGAAAUACCACCGGUCCCGCUACUGCAUCACUGCCUUCGGGGAAACUAAUUGCGUUAGAAUGGAAGAGGAACCCGGAAACGCUGCCAAAUUAGCAAAACUCUACAAAAUAGUAGUGCAGGGUUACGGACGAAAGCUAGGCCUACGUACAGGUCAAAAUAAGCCAAGUCUCCGAAGCCUCGAUGCUAUACUGAGCCAAGACAUAAACAUGGACGCACUAAACGUGUUGAUUAAGCCCCAAAGAAACCAAAACGUGAAGACGGGUGCAUUAGUAAGUAUCCAGCCGAGAAAAACGAACCAAGAUACACCAAAAAUCAGCAACGAGAUUAAGCCCUUCUUUAGGGAGCUCCCUAAAAAGAUGAGUCAAAAGAUUGAAUUGCAUAAAUAUGUAACUCAAAAGCCGUUACAUGUCGCCCCUGUUCCGCGUAGAAGCGGUCUUUUAUACCGUUCUCAGAUUUUGGAUCUGAACUUUAACCCGGAACGCAGAGUUGGCGUGGUGGGUACUUAUCCGCAACAGAAGAAAUAAGUAUCCCGAGUUUAUUUUCAAUAUAAAUUUUAUAAUACCUAUGUAUGCUACUUUUUAAGGUAUUUAUGGGCCACUAGUUGCCUGAAAUAAAGAUUUUCAUCCAAUAAACAGAAUAUGUCGUGU